Messenger RNA from Anas platyrhynchos (mallard), 3782 nucleotides. It is a transcript of the gene ZNF367, whose product is annotated as zinc finger protein 367. The record is from RefSeq and is a predicted model, not a curated record. Gene Ontology annotation, cellular component: transcription regulator complex; PcG protein complex; chromatin. Gene Ontology annotation, biological process: regulation of transcription by RNA polymerase II. Gene Ontology annotation, molecular function: DNA-binding transcription factor activity, RNA polymerase II-specific; RNA polymerase II cis-regulatory region sequence-specific DNA binding. NCBI's taxonomy places the organism in Eukaryota, Metazoa, Chordata, Aves, Anseriformes, Anatidae.
CAGGCGCGAAAUGUAACGCGGGAAAACCCAGGGUGCGGAUCGCGCUGCGGGCCGGCGGCACCGGGACCGGCAGCGGCACCGGCAGCGGGGCGGGGGCCGCUGGGCAGAGGCGCGCGGGGCGCUAUGGCCGCCGCCUGCUGCUGGUGGCGGUGACCUCGCGGCUCCAGCUCCAGCAGCGAGGAGGUCGCGCGCGCGCGGGGCAGGCAGCGGGACCCCCCCCCGGCGAUGAGCAGCGGCUGAGGCGCGCCCGGUGCGACCGCAGCAGCCGCCCCCCAGCGCGCCCUCGCCGCCGGUUCCGCCGCCCGCCCCGAUGGCGGAGCGCCCUCCUCUCCCUCCUCCUGCAGCAGCGGCGGCCCCGCCGGUGAUCUUCUGCCAGGACUCCCCGCAGCGCGUGCUGGUGUCCGUCAUCAGGACCGCCCCCGUCAAGCCGUCCCCGCGGCGGGGCGGUGGCGGCGAGGAGCCGGCGCCCGCCCCGCCCGUGCCCACCAGCCCCGGCUUCAGCGACUUCAUGGUCUACCCCUGGCGCUGGGGCGAGAACGCGCACAACGUCACCCUCAGCCCCGGCACCGCCACCGACACCACCGCCUGCUCCUCCUCCGCCUCCUCCUCCUCCUCCUCCGCCUCCGCCGCCGAGCCCGCGCAGCAGCCCCGCGGCGGGGACGAGGAGGAGGCCGGCAGCACGGACGGGGGGGGCGGUGGCCACCGGCACCUCAAGGACAGGACCCGUCGCGGGCGGCCCCGCGCGGACACGGUGCGGGACCUGAUCAGCGAAGGGGAGCACUCGUCCAGCAGGAUCCGCUGCAACGUCUGCAACAGGGUGUUCCCGCGGGAGAAGUCGCUGCAGGCGCACAAGCGGACACACACCGGUGAAAGGCCUUAUUUGUGUGACUACCCAGACUGCGGGAAAGCCUUUGUUCAGAGUGGGCAGCUCAAAACUCACCAGCGUCUCCACACAGGGGAGAAGCCUUUCAUCUGCUCAGAGAAUGGCUGUCUGAGCAGAUUCACUCAUGCAAACCGUCACUGCCCCAACCAUCCAUAUGCCCGCCUGAAGAGGGAAGAACUCACUGACAGCCUGAGUAAAAACCAGACAGCUGACAAUAAAGACGUGGCUGAGUGGCUAGCAAAAUACUGGGAGACUAGAGAACAGCGUGCUCCUGCUUUGAAAAGUAAAGUAAUCCAGAAAACCGAUCAGGAACAGCAGGACCCAAUGGAAUAUUUUCAGUCUGAUGAAGAGGAUGGUGAAGAGAAAAAUAGUGCUCGCUCAGCUGCUCGCCGCCGCCGCCUCCAGGAACAGCGUGAACGUAUGCAUGGUGCUUUGGCUCUCAUUGAGCUUGCAAACCUAGCUGUGGCACCACUCCGGCAGUAGAUAGGGAAGAAGUUUGCCUAUACAAAUUACUUCCUGGUGGUACUUAACCAGUUAGAUCCUGGGCAUAAGCUAAGCACCUUAUUUGCUUAUCACAGGCUGCUAUUCUGUAGAAUUUAUGAAGAAUGUUGUUACCCCAUAACAUGGGGUGAGAGAAUUGCACUUUUUGUAAGGUUAAAGAUAGAUGUAAAGUUUCUAAGUAUUUUGUAAAUAUAGGGCUGCGUAAUGCAGGGUUAACAAAAUACAUGUGGGAAGCUAGAUUUUGCAAGGUUAACUCAUUUAUUUGAAGCAGUUUUCACAGGAAGCACUAAUCACAGUGUUUCACUAAUCAGUGUUUGUGAUUAGCAGAAUGGUACACGUGGCCAAAGAAGGCUGACAAAAAGAAAAGUAUUUAUCUGAACUAUUUAAGCAAAUUUAUAUAAAGUGGUAGGUCUGAAGAUACUGUAAGCACCAAUGAAACCACGUUUUUCUAAAUGUCAGUUUUACCUAGUAUCACUGAGGUGUAGAGGGCAAAGCUUAGUUAUUAAAACUUGUAGAGGGGAAGAAGCUGCUUCAUGCAGGUGAAUUAUAGAAUAGUUCAGGAUCUUCGCUGUGACUGCUCCAGGUAUGAGGAUGACUUUGCUCUUUUACGUGUUCUGGUUUGAUCUCUGGUUUGAAUUUAUUGGUAGCACUUGUUAUUCCUAGCAUAUGAUGUUAGGAACUUUUGCACAUUGUUGUGUUUAUCUGAAAAUGAUUAGUCUUGCAAAGUCUAGACAAAGUUAAACAAUUGGUGAUAUUUUUGUCUGAUAUUUUUUGGCCCCGUAAUGAUUUGGCACUUGUUUUCCUUAAUAAGGGGGUGUUUACAGGGUGGUAAGGAUUUGUAGUAAACUAUUCUAGAUCUCCUAUUAGCAAACACUAAGUUUUAAAGUCUUGCUUUUACAUGGUUACUAGCAAAUAGAAGCCUCCGUAUUUUCUGUGCAUAAAGCCACCUUAUUGCUUUACUUACGGAUAACAUGCCCAUUUUGUGUUCACUAACUUUAGCACAGCUAUCAAUUAAACACUGCAGGAAAAUAUUCACUAUACAACUAGAAAAUAGGCUUCCAAAGAUAGUUACAAGUGUGUUAACAGUGUGAUUUCUUGUACGUCCCAAAUAAAUGAAGUUACAGAACGCUGCUUAGUAAUAUCAGAUGCUGGUAUAAGAUGUUUAGUGGGAUAUUUUGUUACUUCAUGAAUGUUGUAUACUUUUUGAAUACCGUCGUCUUAUGGUAAUCUUGUUCUGUAUUUUGCUUGGAAGGCAACCAGAGAUUUGUAAUAUGCUAACAAGAUGUUAUCUUCAAAUUGAACUUUUUUCUUUUUUUUAUUUUUGCAGUUGAGCUACUGCUUGAGGGGAUAUUAAUAAUUCAUUUACUGACCUGCUUGCUUUUAACUCUUCCUUCUCAUUGAAGGUCAGGAAAUUCAAAUGAGAAGGGAAGCCACUUUCCCUCUUGUUUAAGCAAGAGGAAAAUAGCAUUUUAUUAAUCACUUGAUACAGACUGACUAGAUGCCUACAGCUGUUCCAGAAUAGUAAGUCUAUUUUUCCACCAGAAACUGCAAGUGUUGUAUUAUGUUCUUUGAUGGUUGAUAACCUGUUGUGGUAGAAAAUUGUAUUAACUGUGUUUGUUUAACAUCAUAUGUUCGUGAUGCACUUGACUAAGGAGUCAUUGAAUAUUUAAACAAAAACCACCACCAACAAAACAAACAACAAAGAUCAUGUUUGUGGAAUGUAAUUAAUUUUGUACCAGUUAUACGGUUUAACUUCUGUUUUCAGCUGGCAUCAGGCUCAUUUAUUUGUUUUAAGUCUUUUUGGGCUUAAAAGUUUGAAACACUUUGGAGUCAUUGUGGGCUCCUUAGUCUAUGUAAAACUGGUAAUUCAGGGUAUAGAUUUAGAAUGUGACAAAUUGGUUUUGACUGUUCAGUUGGCUAUGUGUAAAGACUCUGAUCUCAAAAUGAGUCCUGAGUGUAAAUCUGUUGUAUUACCAAGUUGUAACUUAGAAUUGUUUGAGUAGUAUUUCACUGGGCUCAAAAUCUUCAGCCCUGUUGUAAUCACCAGCUGGUUGCAGGCUGAAGUCAUAACUUCACUGGUUGAUUUUGUUUUCUUCAAUCAGCUGUAAGGUUUUGGACAACUUGCAGAAUAUUUCUUUCAGUAUGACAAGCAUGCUGAAUUCUACUUAGCUGUAGAGCAGAUUCAGACAGCUCUAGCUGUUUUGUGUAGUGACAGGUUUGGGUUAAGAAACCAAGUUAAAAAAUUAAGGUGUGGAAGAUUGCUUUUUGUAUUAUAAAGAAGUGAUUACACACAAGAAUCUUGAAGGCUAAAUUGUUGUUUGGCAUGACAACAGCAGAAGAGUGAAUGUGCCGUUAUUUCAAUAGAUGCUUUAAAUAAAGAGUUGGUUUAAUUUUCAAA